AUGGGCGAUAAGCAGGGUUUAACAUUGUGCUUCAUAGGAUGUGGCAAUCUAGGAACCGCAAUUCUAGGUGGCUUGCUCAGUACUUUGACUGAGGGCCCAGAAGGAACAUGUCCAUUUUCUCAAUUCAUUGUCAGCGUGCGAACCGAGGUGUCCGUCACCAGAUUGCAGAAAGAAUUCUGCCAGUAUCAAGUCAAACCACGCAUUUACCAAAACGAGAACGGACUGGCAGUUAGCGAGUCUGAUGUUAUUAUUCUAGCCACGGACCCUGCCGAUAUAGCUUCAGUACUCACCGCGCAAGAGGAGAUUGAUAAGGUUCCUGGACUGUAUCCCCCAGAGCACGUCUGGGUCACUCGCACCCUUCCCAACGUGGCGGCGCUGGUUCAUCAAGGGCUCACCGUCAUUAAGACGCCUUAUCCCAGCAUGCCAACAAGCUACCUAGCCCUCACCAAGGCAAUUUUCGACCGUGUAGGAAAGACAAUAGUUCUGCCCCCGAGUCUGUUGGAUGCGGCCACAGUGGUGGGCGGAUCGACACCCGCCUUCUUCGCCAUCAUCUGCGAAGCCCUCAUUGAUGCUUCUGUCGCCGUAGGAGUCCCGCGCGGCGUGGCUCAUGCUGGUAUUGCGCAGGCGAUGCUGGGUACAGCCCAUAUGCUACAGGCGGGCAUGCAGCCUGCUGUUAUCAAAGACCUGGGAACCUCUCCCGAGGGCUGUACAAUGAGCGGCUUGAUGGUGCUGGAAGAGGCGGCUGUGAGAGGGCACGUUGGCCGGGCUCUUCGAGAGGCUGUCACGGUUGCUCGCCUGAUGGGCAGCGAUCCCGAGUACCGAAGAGGCUCUGCAGAGCGGGCUCAAGUAGAAAGGGAGCUGGCACGCCUCCGGGCUUCACUCCCCGUCAGAAGCGACAUAUUCUACAAUGGCCAAGCACAGGCAGCUCAAGAUUCCGAGAUGCAGGUCCUGCCCGCCGAAAAUAAGACAGUCUUUACCAAUUUCCCACUGGCUUCCAAGGAGCAAGUGAACAAGGCCAUCGACUCGGCGCUCCUCGCUAAAAGGGAAUGGCAAGAGAUGCCAUUUGUGGACAGGGCCGCGGUAUUCCUCAAGGCGGCGGAGCUUGUUUCGGGAAAGUAUCGAUAUGAGCUUAUUGCAGCAACCAUGCUAGGGCAGGGCAAGAACGUUUGGCAGGCGGAAAUUGACGCUGCGGCCGAGCUGGCAGACUUCUUCCGAUUAAACUGCAAUUAUGCCGCAGAACUACUUGCGAGACAGCCCACCCGUGGCACAGACGGGGUCUGGACACGAGUCGAGCAUCGCCCCUUGGAGGGCUUUGUCUACGCCGUUUCUCCUUUCAACUUUACAGCCUUGGGUGGCGCCCUCAUUUCCGGCCCAGCUUUAAUGGGCAAUGUCGUGGUGUGGAAGCCUUCACCCUACUGCAUCUACCCUAGCACCAUAAUCUACAAGAUACUGCUGGAGGCUGGUCUGCCAACGGACGUGAUCCAAAUGGUGCCAGGUGAUGCCGAGCAAGUGACGAGCACAGUCUUGGACCACCAGGACUUUGCGGGAAUCAACUUUAUCGGUUCAUCCCAUGUCUUCCGCUCCAUCUAUGCCAAGAUUGGGCAAGGCAUCGGCAGCAAGAAAUACCGCGAGUUUCCUCGCAUUGUCGGAGAGACCAGCGGCAAGAAUUUCCAGCUGGUCCACUCAUCGGGCGAUAUUCCAAGCGCAGUCAACCACGCGAUCCGCGGCGCCUUCGAGUACCAGGGACAAAAGUGUUCAGCUACCUCGCGCGUCUAUGUCCCAGAGUCUCGGGCCCAGGAGUUCAUUGCCUGUCUCAAAGCCGGGGUCGAAAAGAUGACCAUUGGGAGCCCCGACAAGGAUUUCGAGGCCUUCAUGGGCCCCGUCAUCCACAAACACUCCUUCGACAAGAUCAAGAAUAUCAUUGAAGAGAGCAACAAGGACCCCGGUUUGGAGUUGAUUACGGGCGGGAAAUGCAAUGAUUCUCAGGGGUACUAUAUUGCCCCAACCGUGUACAGGGCCCAGUCGCCCGACCACGAGCUGUUCAACAAGGAGAUUUUCGGCCCCGUGCUUGUACUUCAUGUGUAUCCCGACGCCAAAUGGGGCGAAACCUUGCAAAGCGUGGACAGAAACGGCGGCGGGUUUGCUUUAACUGGUGCCGUUUUUGCAAAGGAUCGCAAGAUCAUCCGUCAGGUCGAGGAUACCUUGCGCUACAGUGCAGGGAAUUUCUACAUUACGGCCUUGAUUGGCCAGCAGACAUUCGGGGGAGCUCGCUCAAGCGGUACAAACGACAAGGCGGGAAGCUCGGACAUCUUGCGGCGGUUUACGAGCCCGAGAACCAUCAAGGAGGAGUUUUCUCCUCUGGGUGCGUUUACUUACCCAAGCAACGAGUCCGGCGCAUGUAGCCAGGCGGUAGCAUGA
This is a messenger RNA of Metarhizium robertsii ARSEF 23, 2418 nucleotides long. RefSeq names its product delta-1-pyrroline-5-carboxylate dehydrogenase. Gene Ontology annotation, molecular function: pyrroline-5-carboxylate reductase activity; L-glutamate gamma-semialdehyde dehydrogenase (NAD+) activity. Gene Ontology annotation, cellular component: mitochondrial matrix. Bases 1 to 2418 code for a protein of 805 amino acids. The transcript is spliced from 6 exons. The record is from RefSeq and is a predicted model, not a curated record. Lineage: Eukaryota; Fungi; Ascomycota; Sordariomycetes; Hypocreales; Clavicipitaceae.